AUGAGGUGUGUUGCUCAUAUUCUUAAUUUGGUGGCGAAUGAUGGGAUAAAGAUGUUGAAUACCGCCAUACAAAGCAUUCGUAAUGCGGUUAGAUAUGUAAGAUCUUCCCCUCAAAGGUUGGAGAGCUUUAAAACGUGUGUUGAGAAAGUGAGAAUAGAAAGCAAAGGGCUUGUGAUUUUAGAUGUCCCUACUAGGUGGAAUUCUACAUUUUUAAUGUUGGAAUUAGCUUUGAAGUUCAAUAUGGCUUUUGAUAGGUUGAAAGUAGAUGAUGGUCAUUACCUUCCUUACUUUACUAAUGAAAAUCAUGAUAAUAUAAGGGAAGGGCCACCUUCAACUUAUGAUUGGAGUGAGGCGGGAAUAUUUGCAUCCUUUUUGAGACCUUUCUAUGAAGUCACUUUAAAAGUGUGUUGUUCUAAUACUCCAACAAUUCAUACUACUUUUGGUGAUUUGUUUAAGAUCAAAAGUCUCCUCCUUGAAAACAAAGAUAAUGAAUUCUUGUCUAUGAUCUCCAUGUUGAUGCAAGAAAAAUAUGACAAAUAUUGGGGUUCAAUUAAGGAUAUGAAUCAAUAUGUUUUUCCUGCACUUGUGCUGGAUCCUCGCCAUAAAUUGGAGAAGGUGGUUGAUUAUUAUGAGAUACUAUAUGGCGAUGACGAGGAAAAAGUUGAAAUUACAACCAAUGUGGUGAAAGAUUUGUUGUUUGAUCUUUACAAGAUUCAUGAAGAGUUAUCUUUUGAUGCACAACAAAGCACAAGUAAUGGUGGUGGUUCUCAAUCGGCAACUACAAGUGGAGAUCCUUUAUCAAGCAUGACAGAGAUUGAAAGAAAGUUGAAAGAGAAAAGUGAAAUGAGAAAAGCAUAG
This is a messenger RNA of Malus domestica (apple), 858 nucleotides long. RefSeq names its product zinc finger BED domain-containing protein RICESLEEPER 2-like. Lineage: Eukaryota; Viridiplantae; Streptophyta; Magnoliopsida; Rosales; Rosaceae. The record is from RefSeq and is a predicted model, not a curated record. Gene Ontology annotation, molecular function: DNA binding.